Selaginella moellendorffii is the source of this 1783-nucleotide messenger RNA. Its product is annotated as tubby-like F-box protein 6. The record is from RefSeq and is a predicted model, not a curated record. Gene Ontology annotation, molecular function: protein binding. Bases 351 to 1664 code for a protein of 437 amino acids. NCBI's taxonomy places the organism in Eukaryota, Viridiplantae, Streptophyta, Lycopodiopsida, Selaginellales, Selaginellaceae. The transcript is spliced from 5 exons.
CUCCCGCGUUUGGAAUGGAUAUUCCGGGCGUGGGCGAUUUAAACCAAACGGGAGUGGGCGUCAAGAAAAACAUUUGCCCAUGGCUAUGGUUGAUGCGUGAAGCGAGGAUUGCUGGAGGAUUAGGGUUAGGGCUUUUGCGCAGCGGGGGAGUGGCGAGCAGCUCGAUCGGUGGCCCGGCGCAUGCGCUGUGAUGAGAAAUCCGCCCCGUUGCCCCGCAGCCGGACCGGACGGAGGUAAUUUCUUGCCGGCGCCGCUAGAUCCAUGCGCGACAAGCUACAUUCUCGCGCUGUGGCGCCGCUAAGCUGGCAAUGCGGGUAGAUCUCACGGAUCUAUAGCUGCCUGGGCGAGAAAUGUCGUUUAAGAAUUUCAUCCGGGACAUCCAGGAGCUCAAGGGCGGGAUUGGCAGCAUCUCCAGGCGGAGCUUCGAGGUGAGGCUGUCGCAGCCCCAGCAGCAGCCACACCACAGGUCUCGCUCCUCGUCGCUCGCCUCUGUCGGUGGCGAUCCAGCGGCGCCGCCGGAUCACAGGAAUGAGAUGUCUCGGCAGAGCUGCUGGGCCAACAUGCCGCCGGAAUUGCUGCGAGACAUCAUCCAGAGGCUCGAGUCGAGCGACAACGUGUGGCCGUCGCGGAAGAACGUGGUUGCAUGCGCUGCCGUGUGUAGCACCUGGAGGGAGAUCACCAAAGAGCUUGUCAAGUCCCCGGAGCUCUCUGGAAAGCUCACCUUUCCAGUCUCCCUCAAACAGCCUGGGCCAAGGGAUGCAACAGUUCAGUGCUACAUCGAACGGGACAGGACGACUGCUACAUACAGGCUGUUCCUGGGCUUGACACCAACACUGACGGAAAACGGGAAAUUCUUGCUGGCCGCAAGGAAGUCGAGGCGGGCGACCAGCACUGACUACAUCAUCUCGAUCGACCCCGAGGACAUGUCUCGGGGCAGCAGCAGCUGCGUUGGAAAGCUGAGGUCAAACUUCCUGGGCACAAAGUUCGCGAUCUACGACACACAACCGCCCCACAGCGGUGCGAUCGCGUCAACAAAUCGUGCAGGCCGCCGAGUUGCUGCAAAACAGGUGUCCCCGAAGGUCCCCGCGGGAAGUUACAACGUUGCGCACAUAUCCUACGAGCUCAACGUGCUGGGUACGAGGGGUCCGAGACGCAUGCAGUGUACUCUCCACGCAGUCGGUGCCGUGUCCAUGGACUCCGACUCGGAAGGCAUGGCAGUACCGGCCUCCACGGAGCUGUCCGGCCACCACGCCGACGACUCCUCCUCCUUCACCUUCAUGUCCGCAAAGCCCAGCGCCGCAGCCCCGGUGGCCGACGACGCCGUCGGCGAGCCCGGCUUGAGCAGCAGCGGCGGCGAUCGGUACGUGAAGGGCGAUCCUCUGGUGCUCAAGAACAAGUCUCCCAGGUGGCACGAUCAACUCCAGUGCUGGUGUCUCAACUUCCGGGGCCGGGUCACUGUUGCUUCCGUGAAGAACUUCCAGCUGGUGGCAGCGGCGGAUCAACCUCCGGCUCCUGUUUGCCAGGGCGAGCAGGACAAAGUCCUGCUCCAGUUUGGGAAGAUUGGUAAGGACAUGUUUACGAUGGAUUACAGGUACCCGCUCUCGGCAUUCCAGGCGUUUGCUAUCUGUUUAAGCAGCUUUGAUACGAAGCUGGCUUGCGAGUAGCCAGCCAUUGCUGGGCGCCUUGCUAUUGCUACACAGGUACUGGUUGUAGUUCGUUUUUCUAGUUUUUUUCUCGUGUAGAACUUGUAAGCUGAUAUUCAUCUUUAAAACUCCCUUUCUUU